UUGGCCACUCUCCAUGCUCCCCACUCCAAAAGCGAGGUGAGAAUUGACGUUGGAGGCUUGGACGCUGGUGGUUUGUUCGCCCCUCGGCCCCGCCGUUUCCGCAGCACACGAAGAAAGUAUGACGAUAACAACACUGGAAGGAAGCAGAGAGGGGAACAGACGAACGGAAAAUUCACCCAACCUCUCCCUUGCAUCUGGACGAGCACCUCUGCUCCUAUCAUUUUCGUGUCGACGAGACGGACACACAAUGGACGCCCAAGGGUCUGGGGACUGCCCUUUUUUGAAACACGGCCAUUCUAGCGCCGUAAGCAACUCCCAAGGACCGACGGCAUCCAUGGGUUCGUAUACGCACACGACUUGUUUAUCACGACAACAGGUAUGGCAGAGGGCCAGAGCUGCACCCAGAGAUCGGAUCCUAGCAAAUCCACCAAGAUCGCGGGAGCCUCAGAAGGACCCCAGUCCACCGCGUCUCUUUGGAGAUCACUGCAAGUUAGCCGGCCGCGGGGCUGUUUCGCCUUGCCAGACCCCUGUUGGUACCUCUUCCUUUUUUGGAUCAUGUUUCACCAACAAGUGGCUUUCGUCUCUUCCUCUGGCUUUCUUCUGCUGCUUGUUUUGGGUCCUGUUUGUCUCUAAACGAUGGGCCGGAUCUAACAUGGUCAUGUCCCCAUCCCACCAACGCCAAGUCGUUGUUCUCCCUCCAACCCUCAGUCUUGACCAAGUGGAAUACGGAGUGACCUCUCGGAAAAUUCUGUGGCAAUGCCGUCACAAGUGGUGAAUGGUAUCCAAGAAACAUCUGAGACACUGCUUUUGGGUGCGGUAGCUUUGGAGGCACGCCACUGGUGGGCGAGCCCUCAUGGUGUGUAGCCUGAAGUAGCGCCGCCAUCCGCUACAUCAUC
This is a messenger RNA of Neurospora tetraspora, 896 nucleotides long. RefSeq lists its product as uncharacterized. The transcript has 2 exons. The record is from RefSeq and is a predicted model, not a curated record. NCBI's taxonomy places the organism in Eukaryota, Fungi, Ascomycota, Sordariomycetes, Sordariales, Sordariaceae. The coding region runs from base 119 to 775 and encodes 218 amino acids.